Molecule: messenger RNA, 4152 nt
Organism: Stylophora pistillata
Lineage: Eukaryota; Metazoa; Cnidaria; Anthozoa; Scleractinia; Pocilloporidae
Source: RefSeq, a predicted model, not a curated record
CUCACUGCCGCUAUCGUCUUUAUCUGCGGUAGAUUACAUUUACCUUGUUUCGUCCUUUCAGACGAUCUACUGUUGGCUACAAGGAGAGGAAAAACACGGGUCAAAGAAAGGCUCUAAAUUGACAAACAAGUGUGCAGUAGAGUGAAAUAAUUGUCGCACUGUUGAAACUGCUUAAUAUUUUAUGCUAUUUAAGUAGACCCUUGCUUCCUUCACUGUUCGAUACGGUUAGUUAUUUACCUGUAAGCAGGUAAAAUACUAUAUCCCGCAUCAACUGACAGGCUGCCACGGUAAGGAGGCCACUACAGGUUAUGACCACAAUGAAGGUCUUACUAUUGUUCUGCCUACUUGCACAGCUCUAUACUGCCGUAAAUUGCAAGAGCUUAAAAACAGUUAAGCACAACGCUGGUCAUGGUGGAAGGAAGUCGGUCGUGAUUCAUUCUGUGAAUCCCGUGCAAAGAUCCGCCUGGGAAUGUCACCCUGGAUGCAAGCGUUUCUGUCUCUCAUCUUGCAAGAGAAGCUGUUGUGCCCCUGGGGCUCCCAACUACAGUCCAGCCAUGUUCCCCCAGUUGGUGAACUACCAAGCCUCCCUUCCCCCGCCACCUCCUCCCCCACCAGCGUGCCCCGCCGGAUGUCCCUCCACUUGUUAUCCUAACUGUGAUUCCGGAUGUUGCUUCCAAGCAAACCAGCCAGUGUUCCCUCAGUAUUCUAACCCUUACGAUGUUGGAUACACCGGCUAUCCCGCCGGGGAUCCCUGUGCUGCUAUGAGUUGCUCCGCCGCUUGUGCCCCCCAGUGCAAGCCAGACUGUUGUCGUUCUCAAGCCUUAAACCUCAGCAUUCGGCCAGUGUAUCUUGGAGGAAUGAAUGCACCCCCUAAGGCACCCAAGCCACCCCCACCUAAGCCACCACCACCUCCAAAACCGUCGGUGAAAACCCAUCAUAAAAAGAAGGCAAUGCACGCGAAGCCGCAAAUGGGUAACGUGUGUGUCCCGCAGUGCCAGAAGCUCUGUAAGCCAAUAUGCAGAUUCGAUUGCUGUUUGGCUACACAUAAAUUCCACAAGAAGCAAUCGGAUCACAAACCUUCUUCCUCCAAGCCACAGGAGCCUCCUAAACCCAUGGUACAUCAUGACAUUACACCCGUCGCCUCGCCCCAGAGGGUACCCGUCCCCAAACUAUUCGCAUUGGAAAAUCCAUCACAAGGGCCUACACAGGAUGCCCAGCAGCAGUCACCUCAGCCGUCACCUUAUGAGGGUUUUCCGUAUCAGGAAGCUGUAGCUCCUGUGGCACCCACAACAGGAAUCACUUGUCCAGGAUCGUGUCCUUUGGCCUGCGCUCCUUCGUGUCAGUGGUCAUGUUGUUCCUCAUUCCAAGCACAGCCUGCUCAGGUGGCUCCUCAAGCUUUCCCUUACGGGACUGUGCCAGCCAACCCCUUGGAUGUUUCCCAAGAUUUUAGGGCACCAAGUUCGCCAGGCCUUCGUCCAGCGGAACCCGUAACUGCGCAACAAACCUGUCCAGCGCCGUCUUGCCCAGACACAUGCGCGCCUCUCUGCUCGCGAAGUUGCUGCGCAGGAUUGCCUCUCCUGCCGCUGACUUGGGACAAGAGGGCUACCCUGGGCGGGAGCGUUGCUGAAGUCUACAACGAAGUAAGAAAACUGGAAAUUAAGAAUUUACGGUAUUGCCACGAGAUGCAAAGAAAGCUAUCCUGUAUUUGGACCCUGUGCCUCCUUCCUUCUCUGUUAAUGCAAGGGGAUGGAAACCCAAUUCAUAAAGGAAAAGCUAAUAAGAUUAGAGGUAAAAAGGCUCCAAUGAAAAGGCAAUUUGUUUAUUAUCCUCAAACACCAGCAAUCGUUAGCUACCCGUUUCAGCGGAGCAACGUCGCACACAAACAACGAGUACAAACUGCCAGAAAUAAAAACUGUCGGAGGAGUUGUCAGCACAGAUGCACUCCAGAUUGUGACUUUACCUGCUGUAUACCGGCACCCAUUCCUGUUUUGGCUCCACCACCUACGCCUCGCCUAACUGUUCCUGUCGUAUCGUGUGCCUCAUACUGCCCAAAGACUUGUUAUCCAGACUGCAGCCCUAGCUGCUGUAAGCCAAAGCCAGCUCAUCUGAUAGCUCCACCGAUAUCAACGCCUCCUCGUCCUCCUCCCAUGCCACCAGCCUGUCCAACCAGCUGCCCGACGUCUUGCUAUCCACAGUGUUCACAGUCAUGUUGUCAGCAGUCACCAGCAUAUUCACAACUUUAUCAACCGCUGGCAAUGCCUCCUCCUAUUAGGCAGUGCGCUCAAGUCGGAUGUUCACAAGCUUGUUUUCCCAAAUGUUCUUCUCAGUGUUGUGGUUCUCCCCAGAUUUCCCCUUUCCAAAUGCAGCCACCACCGCCUCCCCUCCUUGCCCCGUCACCCGUGCCUCCGAUAGUUAUUCCACUUCCUCUUCCUGUCCCUCAAUGUCCAGGUACUUGCUCAGCUUCCUGUCUACCGUCUUGCACUCCACAGUGCUGCGCAGGAGCACAGCAACAAUUACAACCUCAAGCACAACCUCCUCCCAUAAUCAUCCUCGAGCCUCCGACCGCUCCACAGCCGUCCACAUGUCCUGCACCUUGCCCAGCAUCGUGCUCCCCUCAGUGUAAUCCAACUUGUUGCUCCCCGUCGACAAAGUUGGCUACCCCUCAGCCACCUCAACCUCCGCCUAAUCCCCCACUACGUCCUCCUCGACCGCUGCAGGCUUCAACAUGCCCUACACCCUGCUCAGCAUCUUGUUAUCCACAAUGCAGCCCAGCUUGUUGCUCCCCAACAGCCAUGCUGGCCCCACCUCCACCUUUAUUGCCAUCUAUCCUACCUGCUCCCUCAGGACAGACAUGCCCAGGAUCGUGUCCCAGUUCAUGUGCACCAAGUUGCAGCACAGCUUGCUGUUGCCAGCCGCGGUAUGACCCUAAAGAUGUCAGAGGCUUGUUUCCACUAGAUUCCUCUCCAGAUUGUCCAGCAACCAACGACUGAUCGAACAUUCGGCGUGAAUUUUGUAUUUUUCACUCAACCUGCAGCUUGUCUGUUGUUUCAAGGUAAUUUAUGACCGUUGGUUUUUAGCUCCUUAGCUCUUUACGAUGACUGACUACAUGGCGCUAAUCACGAUAUUCUAAACCCCGUAAAGUUACAAGCCUUUAUCGAACCAGCAGUGUUUGUUUGCACGUAAUUUGCGUAGGAACUUUUAGUACCGUGACAUACAUGUCUUAUUGCCUUGAAGACCUUCUGAUUAUUUCUGAGUGUUUCGAACGACGCGUAACGUCGAGAGGAUCACGAGCGCAACGACGCAGAGAUGCUGAAAGGACUAGUCCAUGAAAAGAUAUUAAGCAAGAGGUCAACUAACCCAGAGAAAUUAUCAGUUGAGUGUCAGUAAUUCUGGGGCCGUAUCGGUUUGACUUCGUCCUGUGAUUGGAUUGGAACAUUCGCGCCACUCUCUUUUCAACUUUUAAGUUGGUUUCGGUGUUACAUAUUUCAGUUAGAAACCGCUCUAAUCUCCCAACUCAGUUGGAUUGAAUCAACAUCAUUGAGACGAUUGAAGUCGAUUCAAGAUAAUUUCUCAUAUUCAAUAUAUUUAAAGGAUAAGGACUCUGGCUUUAAUUUCAUAUGUUGGGUGGGUAUUUCAUAUCCCUGAAAUACUUCUUCCACAGUCUGCUAGAAUCCAACAUCGACAAGCUAUUUCGUAGUGCACUUAAGAAACUGAAUUAUCAGACGAUCCAUAGGAUGUAAACUUGUUGGGGGAAAAUCAGUGAUAGGCGGAUUUAAAUUUUUAUUUUUUUUCAGUGUAUAAAUUAUCAUCUUCGCGUAAAUAAACUUAAUCGGGGCAAGAAACGUUUCUUUGUUUGUUUCCUACUUUUUGUUCUUGUUUUUUUUUUUCUGAAGCGCCAUAAAUUUGCACAGCUUAAUGAGCCAGAUAUUUCGAGAGGGUCGGUCGCGUUUUAUCAGUCGCCUGACCACUCGAGUUACUAAAUGCUUCGAGAGAUUUUGGUCUAUUUCGCUCUGGAAAUCACGGCUACACUGGAAAAAAUAAUUAUGAAAACAUGGGGUUGUUUCUGACAACUGGUACUUAACGCAAGUUUUGCUUAAGAUGCGAAAGAAUCAUAUUGUUCAAAAAGUCGUUAUGACAAAAAAGUAAAAUUGA